GCCCAAAAGGGCAGAGAAGAAACGAGGGAUGAGGAGAAAAUAAAAGCAGAGCAGGGUUGUGAAAAAUUUGGCCGAGACCAACCUCUAAGAAUCGGCGCAGCAUUUGUACAGAUUUAGCUUUCAGCGUCUUUCUGUUUGGUGUAUCUCGCCUGAACAUUUGCACCUGAGGAAAAAUGGGGAGGACGGGAGCGAGAUUGCCGGGAUUCUGCCUCAACAGGAUCAGGCCUCAUGUGAGAGUCCGAUCGCCUCCGCUACAAUCAAAGCCAGAACCAAAUGCCAUCAAGCCUGAUGAAAAGACAGAAAAUCUGAAGGGUGGCAGUGUUGAGGAAGAGAAGCCCGGGAACGGGGAGAAACCUGGGCAGGCGACGGGGCGGCGGAUUAUGAUCGUGGUGGAUUCAAGCAUCGAAGCGAAGGGAGCUCUCCAGUGGGCUCUGUCUCACACAGUUCAGAGCCAGGACACCAUGAUACUUUUGCACGUGGCCAAACCGGCUCAACAAGGAACCAGUGAAGAGUGCAACCAAAAGACAGCUCCAAGGGCUUACCAGCUUGUUCAGUCCCUGAAGAAUAUGUGCCAGUUAAAGAGACCUGAGGUGCAAAUCGAGACGGUGUUAGUGCAAGGGAAAGAGAAGGGUCCAAAGAUCCUGGAGGAGGCAAGAAAGAGCGGAGCAUCCCUGCUGGUGAUGGGCCAAAAGAAGAGGUCGAUAAGCUGGAGGCUGCUGAUGAUGUGGGUCGGAGGGAACCGAAUGGGCGGCGGCGCCGCCGGCGGAGGGGUCGUGGAGUACUGCAUCCAGAACGCCGAGUGCAUGGCCAUCGCCGUGAGGCGGAAGAGCAAGAAGCUCGGCGGCUACCUGAUUACCACCAAGCGCCAGAAGGAUUUCUGGCUCCUCGCUUGAAUCGAAUCUACCGUUUCUUUCACUCUGUUUAUGGGCCCUCGAUGUCGAAAAUGUUCUUUCUUCUCUUUCUACUCCCCAAUUCAUAUACUAUGUACAUACUAAAGUUAUCAAAACGCGAACCACGUUUCGGUCUCGGAGGUUGUUCGAGAAAAAAAAAAAAAAA
Molecule: messenger RNA, 1056 nt
Organism: Eucalyptus grandis
Lineage: Eukaryota; Viridiplantae; Streptophyta; Magnoliopsida; Myrtales; Myrtaceae
Product: universal stress protein PHOS32
Exons: 3
Coding region: 174-893 (239 amino acids)
Source: RefSeq, a predicted model, not a curated record